AGAAGGCAGCAGCGAGCACUCUCACUCUCCUGUCUCUUGAUUUUCUGCAACUCAUCCCUCUGCUGCGACUGGCGCUCCUAGACACACAGACUAGCAGAGGACGAGACGGGGGAAGCAGCAGAAGCAGCAGCAGCAGCAGCACCUGCUUAACCCUCCUCCACCAACUCCCUCCCUCCCUGCCAGGCCCAGGACCUCAUCUCUGCUGCCGUUGCCUCCACCACCGCUGCCAUCAUGUGCGACUGUUUCCAUCUGGCCUUCCCCAACUGGCACGCCGCCUCCUCAGAGACGGGAGGCGGUCGGAGGCUGAGAGGAGCAGAGCCUGUACCAGAGGACAACUCAAUAUGUGACGAGCCAUCUCAGUUCACUGAGGGAGAGAGACCACGUCCUCAAGGAUCGUCGCCCGUCGAGGAGUAUCCUGAAAUGGACAAAUACACAGACAGUGACAAAGAGUGUGAAGCGGAGCAUGACCCACAUCGCAAAGGUGGGAGCGGAAAGAAAAGUAAAAAGUCUGGGCUUGGGUCCAUGUUUGAAAAGCGCUCGACAUCAAAGACACACAAACUGAAGGAAGCUCACAGCCCUGAGUCUGAGGUGAUCGUGAAAACAGCCCAAGAUGGAUGCGCAGAGGGUCUCAUUUACGGUGGAGGGGGGAGAGAAGGGCUCUUUAUUAAGGAAGUGGUACCAGAGUCCCCGGCCUCAAGAAGUCUCAAACUGAAAGAAGGUGAUCAGGUUCUGAGUGCCACUGUAUAUUUUGACAACGUUCCAUAUGAGGACGCCAUUCAGAUUCUGGAGCACGCUCAAGCGUACAAAGUGAAGCUCUGCUUGAAACGCAAACCAGACGUCCCAGAGACCAAACCCAUCAUGGAAUCUGAUGUCAUCCCCGAGGAUGACACGUAUACUCCAGAGAUGAGGGAGCAUGGAAAAACCAAAAGGCGUAGUGAUGCCCGCAUUUCAUGGCCCAAGUUUCACACCCUAGGAAGGAAGUCCCACUUUACGAGGUCUCACAGUUCCUCAGAGGCCGACGAGCAGAGAAAGCUUGAGCUUAGUCCCCCCACAAGUGACACAGAGUCUCCGAUAAAAUCCCAGGAUGCUGUCAAAGACAAAAAGAGGAAUAAAAUGAAGCUUUCUUUUCUGAAAAAGAGAGGCCGUGUAGGUUCAUCUGAAGAUCUAGACACAGACACGGUGACAACUGGGCAGAUCAGUGGCAAAAUGCUUUCACCUGAGUGCCCUGAAAGCUCCUCUGGAGAAACCCCUGAAGUCUAUGUGACAGCUUCGGAAGACUUGCAAAAUGAACAACAACUGACACACAAGAUGGAGCUCAUAACUAUUGAUAGCACUUUGAAAACAGAAGAUCUAACUGUGGCUCUGGCAGAUCAAGAAAGCCCCUUUGGUGCAAAGUCUCCUGAGGGUAAGAAAAAGAAGAAAGAAAGAUCUGAAUUAAAAAUGAAAAUUUUGGGGAAGGAUAAAUCACACAAGAAAGAAGCAAAAGCAAAAGCCUCACCAAAGAGGUUGAAAACACUGGGGGCAAGUAUCGAAAUAGCAGAUCAACCUGAAAAUGAAAAGUCAAAUGUAAGUGUUGAGACACACAAAGAGCUAAAAGGAGAUGAACAAGGACCUGGCGCCAUUUCAGCCAAACCAGUGACAACACAAACGGACACCAGCUUGCCAAAGGUGGAACUUGAAAUAGCUGAUGUUGCAUUGGUGAAAAAGUCUCCAAAGAAAGGAGAAGCAAAAACAAAGAAAGACAAGGACAAUAAACAAAAACAAGAAACCAAGACAUUCAAACUGCCAAAAAUAGGCUUUGGUGACAUUGCCAUGGAGGGAGAUAUUAAAAAAACAAAUGUAACUGUUGAGGACUGCACAACUAAAAUAGAGCCUCUUACAAGUUAUGGUACAGAAGUGAAAGAGGACCCUUACGAACGUCUGUCAAAAAGCAGUCUUUCCAAAACACAACUUCCCAAACGUGAAGACAUUGAGAUUCCUGGUAUGGAGGACUUGUCUAGGAAGACCGCAGCCAGAGGAAUAAAAGAACCCAAAGUGGUUUAUACGGGACAUUAUGAUGAAAUUUCAUCUGAAACUAUGCCAAUGUCAAUUGAUGUUGACAGUGUUAAAGAGGCAGUUUCGAAAUUGCCUGGAUUUAAGCUGCCUAAGGUUGACACAUCUGGUGUGCCUAUUCCUGAAGAAAUAACUGUGAUAGACGCCAAUGCACAAAGAAUAUCAGUCAAAACACCUACAAAAGUUGUAGACAACAAAUCAAAACAUGAGACACACUUUACUAGGUUUGACACAACAGCCUCUACAAGCAUCUCCAAGACCACAGUCAAACUACCAAAGGUCGCACCUGAUGGGUUAGCCUCAGAGGUACUUCUAAUUGAAACCAAGGUGGAAAAGAAAGACAAACCCCAGAAACUGAGCGACAAAGAGAUUAAAACUGAGGUUUAUAAACGAGAAGAUAUAAUAAUACCUGGAAAGGAAAGUGCAGAUGAAGAAGCUGUAGCUCUGGGAAGCGAUGAUAAGAGAUCAAAGAAGGCAAAGAAAACAACACCUGGCUUAGGGAUUGCAAUGCCAGAUAUAAAAAUCCCUCACAUUGGAUUUGACUUUGGAAAACAAACUCUAAAUCAGGAAAAAGAUGACAACAUCAAAGAAGAAAGGACUAUAUUCCUCCCAGAAGUACAAACGUCAAAAACUGAAACAAAGAAAGCAAUGGGGCACAUUGGAGGAGCCAUAUCGGAUGUGAAGGUACCUGAAAUCGAUGGGAUUGAAUACAUUGAUUCAGUAAGUGGUUCACCAGUUGAAAAGAAUGGUGGCAUUGGACUUACAGGUUUUGGCGUUAAUCUUGAGGCUUCAAAGCCAAAUGCUGACAUCUCCUUUCCAGAGAUAAAACGUGAAGCGUAUGCUGACGCUAAGGAGCACACAUCAAUGGACAUAAACAUUGAUGCAGGGAUAAAAACGAUUGAACAGGAGGGACAGGGUAGCAAGUUCAAAAUCCAAAAUCUUGGCCUCUCCAUGCCAAAGGUGAAAGGCCUUCCAAUGAAUACAGGACUAUCAGAAAAAGGUGUAGAUGUUACACUAACAGGAGCUAAAGCAGAGGCUGAACACCAAGAAAUUCCUCGGGUUGAAGUAACUCUUGGGGGCAUAGAUGUUUCGAUUCAAGAGGAAAAGCUGGAUGUUGAAAAAUCUGAGCUUGAAAUCAAAACUCAGCAGACGGAUCUUAAACUGAAUGGACAAGGAAGAAAGAUCAUGAUGCCAGAGUUAGGAAUUAAAAUGCCAAAAUUGAAGGGGCCUCAAUUCGACUUAAGCCUAUCAAAGAAAGGUGUCGAUGUCAAACUACCAGAGACCAAUGCUGAGGUCAAACUCGUAGAUGCUCCAGAGAUUGAUGUUACGCUUGGUAACGUAGAGAUUUCUAUUCCAGAGCCUGACUUGGAAAUCAAACCUCUACAAACUGAAGGUGAACUUGACAGACACGGAGGCAAGAUAAAAAUGCCAAAGAUUGGAAUCACAAUGCCAAAAUUAGAAGGGCCUGACAUUGAUUUCAGACUCCCUGAUGCUGAACUAAAAUCACCCUCUGCUAAAGUGGACAUUAAAGUUUCAAAAAGCAAAUCUGUUGAAAAGAAUAUGGAAGGAUCAACAUCCAAAUUUAAAAUGCCAUCUCUCAAACUACCCAAAUUUGGAGGUGCUACUCAAAAUGCAGGUGUUGAAAUAUCUAAAAAGAACAAAGGUAUUCCAAUUCCUGAAACACAACUGAAACCACUUGAGGAAGGUGCAGUUGACAUUACAGCACCAAGCGUUGACAUUGAGGGCCCAUCUCUUGAUGUGAAGAAGACACAAGCUGAACUUGAUGGAAAAGGACACAAAUUCAAAAUGCCCAAAUUUGGAGCCUCAGUGCCAAAACUUAAAGGUCCCGAAAUUGAUUUAAGCUUUUCACAAAGAGAGGUUGGUUUACCUGAAGCUAAAGCAGAAGUCAAACUCCCUGAAGUUGAAUGUACAGAUCCUGAUAUUAAAGUUGAGAUCAAAGCUCCAGAGAUUGAAGUUCAACAACAGGAUUUUGAAGGAUCACCAUCAAGAUUUAAGAUGCCAACAUUCAAACUACCAAAAUUUGGGUUUGAUAUGACACAUGUAUCUGUGGAAGAACGUGAUAUGGACAAAGAUAUGAAAAUUGAAGGACCUGACCUUAAUAUUCAAGCAAAAGGGUUGGCAGUUAAUAUUGCAGCACCCGACAUUGACACAGAAGGACCUUCAAUAGAUAUGCAAUCAACUGGAGCUAAACUAGAUGGAAAGGGAACCAAGUUUAAAAUGCCUCAUCUUGGUUUAUCCAUGCCAAAAGCAAAAGGGCCGAAACUUGAUUUCAACCUGUCAAGGAAAGACACUGAUGUCUCAUUACCAGUGGCGGAGGUGGAUGUUAAACUUCCAGAGGUUGAUUUCGAAGCAGCAGAUGUGCCAUUUCCAGAGAGAAUGGAAAUUCCAGAUGCUAAAGUUGAAGUCAAACUUCCAGAAACCACUCAAAUAAAUGUGGACAUGAAACCACCAGAGUUUGAAACAGAUGGAUCUUCUCUGGAGUUUAAAAUACCAACGUUUGGAAUCCAUUUGCCAAAAGUAAAAGGACCAGAAGUUGACUUAAGCUUAUCAAAGAAAGAUGUAGAUAUGGCAUUACCACAGACAAAAGUCGAGGUCAAACUUCAAGAUGCGCCCAAAUUUGAUGUCAGUCUUGGAAAAGCAGAAGUGACAAUGCCAGAGGCUAUGGUGAAAGUGAAACAACCUGAAGUGGAACUCAAACCUUUGGAGACUGAUAUUGAACUUGAAAGGAAAGGUGGUAAGUUCAAAAUGCCUAAGUUUGGUAUCACAAUGCCAAAAGUUAAAGGGCCUGAAAUUGAUUUAAACUUCUCAAAAAAAGACCUGACCCUAUCAGGAGCCAAUGCAGAAGUAAAACGCCCUGAUGUUGACCUGAAAAAGUCUUCUGCUGAAGUAGAAAUUGAGGCUCAAUAUCGGACAACACGUGACAUUGCAGCACAAAAUAUUGAUAUUGUGGUUCCUUCACUUGAUGUGAAAAUAACUGAAACAGAAGGUGUGGGAAAAGAAGGCAAGUUUAAAGUACCAAAGUUUGGAAUAUCAUUGCCAAAAGUACAAGGUCCUAAAAUUGAUGUAAGCUCUCCGAAGAAAGGUGUGGAUGUCAAAUUACCAGAUGCUACGGUCCAAUUUCCAGAAACUCCUGAAAUUGAUGUCAAACUUGGAAAAGUGGAUGUUUCUAUUCCAGAAGCUAAGAUUGAGGUUAAAAAACCUCAGCUGGAAUCAAAGACCUUGCAGUUUGAAGGUGAACUUGCUGGGCAAGAAAGCAAGUUCAAGAUGCCAAAGUUUGGAAUAUCAAUGCCUAAAGUGAAAGGACCUGAAUUUGACUUCAGCUUAUCAAAGAAAGAUGAAGACACCACACAACCAAAAGCCAAAGCAGAGGUUAUUCUCCCUGAUGUUAAACUUCAAGAACAUUCUGCUAAAGUGGAAAUUAAAACUCCUGGGAUUGAGGCUCAAUCAAGUAACAUAAAAGCAUCGCCUUCAAAAUUUAAAAUGCCCACAUUCAAAUUUCCCAAAUUUGGAGUAACAACUCCAAAUGUCAGCGCUGAGGUACCUGAUAUGGACAAAAAUAUCAAAAUUGAAGGAGCUGACUUACAAAUAUCAGUGCCAUCUACAGAUAUCGAUGUACCAAAAGUUGAAGCAGAGGUCAAGUUGCCAGAGGUGGAAGUAAAAGAUAGUUCAGAGUGGGCUGUAAAAGACGAUCAGCCAGGUGUUGAGUUCGAUAUAAAACUGAAAAAGCCAAAGUUUUCACUACCCAGUUUUUCAUUUUCAAAACAAAGUGUAAAGGCUCCAGAAGUUGAUGUCAGUCUUCAGAGUGUGAAUGUUGCAAUUCCAGAGGGAAAGGUUGAAGUGAAAGGAGGGGAAGUGGAUCUACAAUUACCAGAGGGGGAAGCAAAAGUUGACGGUGAAUGGAGCAAGUUUACAAUGCCAAAGUUUGGAUUCACAAUGCCUGAGGUAACAGGGCCUGAAAUAGAUUUUAGUUUAUCUAAGAAAGAUGGAAAUGUGACACUACCUGAAGCCAAAGCUGAAGUCCAAAUCCCUGACGUGGAACUGAAAAAACCUUCUGCUGAAUUGGAAAUUAAAGCUCCUGAGAUCAAGGUGGCGAAGAAGGAUACAGAAGGAUCACCAUCUAAGUAUAAGUUGCCCUCAUUUAAACUACCAAAAUUUGGAGUUGGAAUGCCAAGUGCCGUAGCAGAAGUACCUGAAGCCAACAAAGACCUAAAAAUUGAUGGAGCAGACAUUAAAAUUCCUGAAGAAGUUCUCACCGUUGACAUUGAGGGCUCAUCAAUAGAUAUGAAAAUGACAGGAAUAGAACAUGAAGGAAAAGCAGGGAAGUUUAAAAUGCCAAAGUUUGGCAUAACAAUGCCUAAAGUAACAGGGCCUGAAAUUGAUAUAAAUCUAUCAAAGAAGGACAUAGAUGUGACACUCCCUGAAGCUAAAGCUGAAGUCAAAAUACCCGAAGUUGAACUGCAAAAACCCUCUGCUGAAAUAGAAUUCAAAGCACCUGAGAUCAAAAUUCAACCAAAAGAUAAAGACGGCUCACCAUCAAAAUUUAAGAUGCCUACUUUUAAGCUACCAAAAUUUGGAGUCAGUAUCCCAAGCGCCACUGUAGAACUGCCUGAAACUAACAAGGACCACAAAAUUGAUGGCGCUGAUAUAAAGAUUUCUGGAGACGUUCCCCAAGUUGAUAUUGCAGCCCCCAGUAUUGACAUUGAGGGCCCAUCCAUAGAGAUGCAAACUUCAGGUACUGAACAUGUAGGAAAAGGAAGCAAGUUUAAAAUGCCAACUCUAGGUUUCAAUGUGCCUCAGGUUAAACGACCUGAUAUUGAUUUAAGCUUGUCAAAGAAAGAUGUGAAUGUGACACUUCCAGAGGUCAAAGCCGAAGUCAAACUCCCUGAUGUUAAAAUGAAUGCGCCCUCUGCUGAAUUGGACAUUAAAGAUCCUGAAAUCAAAGUGGCAAUGAAGAACACAGUAGGAUCACCAACAAAAUUUAAGAUGCCAACAUUCAAAUUACCAAAAUUUGGAGUUAGCAUGCCAAGUGCCACUGUGGAAGUGCCUGACACUAACAAAGACGUAAAAAUCGAUGGAGGAGAAAUAAGAUUUCCUGAAGAGGUUCUCACAGUUGCAGCACCCAACAUUGACAUUGAAGGCCCUGCAAUAGACGUAAAAUCUAUAGGAACAGAACAAGAAGUGAAAGGGAGCAAGUUUAAAAUGCCAAAGUUUGGAAUAACAAUGCCUAACGUAACAGGGCCUGAAAUUGAUUUAAGUUUAUCCACGAAAAAUGUAGACUUGACACUACCAGAAGCCACGGCUGAAGUCAAACUCCCUGAUGUUGAACUGCAAAAACCCUCUGCUGAAAUAGAAUUUAAAUCACCUGAGAUCAAAGUUCAAACAAAAGAUAAAGAAGGCUCACCAUCAAAAUUUAAGAUGCCAACAUUUAAACUACCAAAAUUUGGAAUGGGUUCUCCAAGUGCCCAUGUAGAACUGCCUGAAACUGACAAAGAACUCAAAAUUGAUGGGGCUGAUAUGAAAAUACCUGAAGAGGUUCUCCAAGUCGUUAUUGCAACACCCAGCAUUGACAUUGAGGGCCCAUCCAUAGAGAUCAAAUCUACAGGAACUGAACAUGUAGGAAAAGGAAGCAAGUUCAAAAUGCCAAGUCUAGGUUUCAAUGUGCCUCAAGUUAAACGACCUGAUAUUGAUUUAAGCUUGUCUAAGAAAGAUGUGAAUGUGACACUUCCAGAGGUCAAAGCCGAAGUCAAACUCCCUGAUGUUGAAAUGAAAGAGCCUUCAGCUGAAUUUGACAUUAAAGAUCCUGAAAUCAAAGUGGCAAUGAAGAACAAAGAAGGCUCACCAUCAAAGUAUAAGAUGCCCACAUUCAAACUACCAAAAUUUGGAGUCAGUAUGCCAAGUGCCACUGUGGAAGUGCCUGAAACUAACAAAAAUCUCAAAAUUGAUGGAGCUGACAUGAGUAUUACUGAAGAAGAUCUCAACAUCAACAUUGCUGCACCGAGCAUUGACAUUGAGGGUCCAUCCAUAGAGAUGAAAACUACAGGAACUGAACAUCCAGAAAAAGGAAGCAAGUUUAAAAUGCCGAAGCUAGGAGUAUCAAUGCCUAAAGUAAAAGGGCCGGAUAUUGAUAUAAAUCUAUCAAAGAAAGACGUAGAUGUGACACUCCCUGAAGCUAAAGCUGAAGUGAAACUUCCUGAAGUGGAACUGCAAAAACCCUCCGCUGAAGUAGAAUUUAAAUCACCUGAGAAGAAACUUCAAACAAAAGACAAAGAAGGCUCACCAUCAAAAUUUAAGAUGCCCACAUUCAAACUACCAAAAUUUGGAGUCAGUAUGCCAAGUGUCACUGUGGAAGUGCCUGAAACUAACAAAGAUCUCAAAAUUGAUGGAGCUGACAUGGAUAUUCCUGAAGAUCUCAAAAUCAACAUUGCUGCACCGAGCAUUGACAUUGAGGGUCGAUCCAUAGAGAUGAAAACUACAGGAACUGAACAUCCAGAAAAAGGAAGCAAGUUUAAAAUGCCGAAGCUAGGAGUAUCAAUGCCUAAAGUAAAAGGGCCGGAUAUUGAUAUAAAUCUAUCAAAGAAAGAUGUAGAUGUGACGCUCCCUGAAGCUAAAGCUGAAGUCAAACUCCCUGAUGUUGAACUGCAAAAACCCUCCGCUGAAGUAGAAUUUAAAUCACCUGAGAUCAAACUUCAAACAAAAGACAAAGAAGGCUCACCAUCAAAAUUUAAGAUGCCCACAUUCAAACUACCAAAAUUUGGAGUCAGUAUGCCAAGUGCCACUGUGGAAGUGCCUGAAACUAACAAAGAUCUCAAAAUUGAUGGAGCUGACAUGAAUAUUCCGGAUGAAGAUCUCAAAAUCAACAUUGCUGCACCGAGCAUUGACAUUGAGGGUCCAUCCAUAGAGAUGAAAACUACAGGAACUGAACAUCCAGAAAAAGGAAGCAAGUUUAAAAUGCCGAAGCUAGGAGUAUCAAUGCCUAAAGUAAAAGGGCCGGAUAUUGAUAUAAAUCUAUCAAAGAAAGACGUAGAUGUGACACUCCCUGAAGCUAAAGCUGAAGUCAAACUCCCUGACGUGGAAGUGAAAAAACCUUCUGCUGAAUUGGAAAUCAAAGCUCCUGAGAUCAAGGUGGUGAAGAAGGAUACAGAAAUAUCACCAUCUAAGUAUAAGUUGCCCUCAUUUAAACUACCAAAAUUUGGAGUUGGAAUGCCAAGUGCCGUUGCAGAAGUACCUGAAACCAACAAAGACCUAAAAAUUGAUGGACCAGACAUUACAAUUCCUGAAGAAGUUCUCACCGUUGACAUUGAGGGCUCAUCAAUAGAUAUGAAAAUGACAGGAAUAGAACAUGAAGGAAAAGCAGGGAAGUUUAAAAUGCCAAAGUUUGGCAUAACAAUGCCUAAAGUAACAGGGCCUGAAAUUGAUAUAAAUUUAUCAAAGAAGGACAUAGAUGUGACACUCCCUGAAGCUAAAGCUGAAGUCAAACUCCCUGACGUGGAAGUGAAAAAACCUUCUGCUGAAUUGGAAAUCAAAGCUCCUGAGAUCAAGGUGGUGAAGAAGGAUACAGAAGGAUCACCAUCUAAGUAUAAGUUGCCCUCAUUUAAACUACCAAAAUUUGGAGUUGGAAUGCCAAGUGCCGUUGCAGAAGUACCUGAAGCCAACAAAGACCUAAAAAUUGAUGGACCAGACAUUACAAUUCCUGAAGAAGUUCUCACCGUUGACAUUGAGGGCUCAUCAAUAGAUAUGAAAAUGAUAGGAAUAGAACAUGAAGGAAAAGCAGGCAAGUUUAAAAUGCCAAAGUUUGGCAUAACAAUGCCUAAAGUAACAGGGCCUGAAAUUGAUAUAAAUCUAUCAAAGAAGGACAUAGAUGUGACACUCCCUGAAGCUAAAGCGGAAGUCAAACUACCCGAAGUUGUACUACAAAAACCCUCUGCUGAAGUAGAAUUCAAAGCACCUGAGAUCAAAGUUCAAACAAAGAAUAAAGAAGGCUCACCAUCAAAAUUUAAGAUGCCUACUUUUAAGCUACCAAAGUUUGGAGGCGGUAUUCCAAGUGCCAGUGUAGAACUGCCUGAAACUAAAAAAGACCUAAAAAUCGAUGGAGCUGAUAUAAAGAUUUCUGGAGACGUUCCCCAAGUUGAUAUUUCAGCCCCCCAUAUUGACAUUGAAGGUCCAUCAAAAGAUAUUAAAACCAAAGGAAUUGAACAUGAAGGAAAAGGGAGCAAGUUCAAAAUGCCAAGUCUAGGUUUUUCAGGGUCUCAUGUUCAACACCCUGAUAUUGAUUUAAGCUUGUCAAAGAAAGAUGUAGAUGUGACUCUACCAGAGGCCAGAGCUAAAGUUCAACUCUCUGGUGUCGAACUUAAAGAAUCUUCCGCCAAAGUGGAAGUGAUAACUCCACAAGUUGAUGUUCAGACAAGUAAUACUGAAGGAUCACCAACGAAAUUUAAAAUGCCAACAUUUAAAUUACCCAAAUUUGGAGCAAGUGCUGCACAGGUCAGUGUUGAAGUCCCUAACAUUGACAAAAACAUUAAAAUUGAUAAGGAAAAGCUGGAAGUAUCGAAAGAGGGAGUUACUGUGAAUGUCACAGGACCCAGUACAGACAUCGAAGGCCUAUCUGUGGAUCUGAAAGGUAAAGGAAGUGAAAUUGAAGGAACAGGAAGCAAGUUUAAACUGCCUAAUUUUGGCAUCUCCAUGCCCAAAGUUAAAGGGCCUGAAAUUGAUGUGAGUUUAUCAAACAGAGAUGUGAAUGUUACACUACCAGAGGCCAAAGCUGAAGUCAAACUGCCUGAAGUUGAAUUCAAGGAACCUAAAGAUGCUACCGCAGUGUCAGAUGCACCUACAGUUGAGGUUGAGGCCAAGACAAGGCGACCAAGUUGGACAUUUCCUAAGUUUUCAUUUUCAAGGACAGGUGCUAAAGCUCCUGAUGGUGAUAUCGAUUUUGAAACAGCCGAAGUUGAUGUUUCAUUAGAAGUUGCCAAAGAAGAUCCCUGUCCCCCAGAUGUUGAAGUCCAGGUACCUUCAGGGGCUAUCACAAUGGAAGAGCUCCCUGCGGUAGAAACUGAUGCAAACUUGAAAAAAAGUAGAUUUUCGCUACCUAGACUAUCUUUCUCAAAGUCAAGCAUUAAAGAACCUGGGGUCAGUGCUGAACUUCCACAGGUGGAUGUUUCUCUUUCAGCGGGAGAAGUGAUAAUCACACAACCUCAACUAGAAAGUAUAACUGAGCUUGAAACUAAAUAUGAUGGACAAGGAAGCAAGAUUAAACUGCCAACUUUUGGUAUCUCCAUGCCCAAAGUUAAAGGACCUGAAAUUGAUCUAAGUUUAUCAAACAUAGAUGCGAAUGUUACACUACCAGAGGCCAAAGCUGAAGUCAAACUGCCUGAAGUUGAAGUCAAGGAACAUAAAGAUGCUACCGCAGUACCAGAUGCACCUACAGUUGAGGUUGAGGCCAAGUCAAGGCAACCAAGUUGGACAUUUCCUAAGUUUUCAUUUUCAAGGACAGGUGCUAAAGCUCCUGAUGGUGAUAUCGAUUUUGAAACAGCCGAAGUUGAUGUUUCAUUAGAAGUUGCCAAAGAAGAUCCCUGUCCACCAGAUGUUGAAGUCCAGGUACCUUCAGGGGCUAUCACAAUGGAAGAGCUCCCUGCGGUAGAAACUGAUGUAAACUUGAAAAAAAGUAGAUUUUCGCUACCCAGACUAUCUUUCUCAAAGUCAAGCAUUAAAGAACCUGAGGUCAGUGCUGAACUUCCACAGGUGGAUGUUUCUCUUUCAGCGGGAGAAGUGAUAGUCACACAACCUCAACUAGAAAAUAUAACCAAGCUUGAAACUGAAUAUGAUGGACAAGGAAGCAAGAUUAAACUGCCAAAGUUUGGCAUUGCACUACCAAAAGCAAAAGGACCUCAAGAAGAGUUAAAUGCGCCACAGAAAGAUGUAGGGAUUAAACUACCAGAAGUUAAAGUUCAGGUCAAACUUCCUGAAAUUGAAGUUAAGUCUGCAUCUAGUGUUGACAUGAAAGCAUCUGAGACUGAAGCCAAGGCUAAAGACAUUGGAGGAUCACCAUUAAAAUUGAAAGGUCCAAGUGUAGAGUUCAAGACAGAUGCUGAGACACCAACAACAGGAACUGAAAGUCCAGGCUCUCCUAGUAAAUUCAAACUACCGUCAUUUAAAAUGCCAAGGCUGAGCUUCUCAAAGCCCAAACCUGAAGACCAAUCUUUACCCGUUGAAGCUGAAUGUCUAGAAGAACAGCUGGAAAUUAAAAUCGAGCCGAAAGAAGAGAACAAAUCCCCCAAAAUGACUUUGACAUCAAUUGGUGAAAUGUUCCAGAAUUUUGAUGUGGAAUUUCAGGUUCCGAAAACAGACACCAUGGAAGGAAAUCUUGAAAACUCAAAGGAAGUCCACAAAGCAGAUGGACUCAGUGGAAAGUUAGAGGAAAAAGAAAAGGAAACACAUAUCAAGCAAGAUGCUACCAGAAGUCCUGAGAGGACAGGUUGGUUUAAAUUUCCUAGGUUUGGACUGUCCUCCCCAUCAGAACCUGCAAAGAGUCCUGAAAAAGACAAGAAGGAAAACAGCCCUGAAGGGGAAACAGUGGAUGACACAAUAAGCCCUACCUGUUCUGUCCAGUCAUCAGACGCCUUUGCUGAUAUUAGCUCUGCAAUGACAAGUGAGCAUGUCGGCCUGUCCUUAUCUUCUCCAACCAAAGUAACUGUCAAAUACUCUGAUCCCAACACUGCUACAGGACUUGGAGAGGUGCACCGUAAUAUCAUCACUUCCACCACAAGGACUGAGCUGAUCUCCGUAGAGCCCAACUUGCCUGAGAAAAUUACCAUUCUGUCAUCUGGAGUUUCUUCAUCAUCUGAAGACACGCUCAGACUGGAAUCUGGAAAAAUACAUGUCAUUACAUCAAACAUAGAAGCAACCCCAGAAGCACAGCAUGCCAAGCUUCUGACUACCGUCCAAGUGCAAUCAGUCGGAGGCCUUCCUCUUAGAUCAGAGGGUAACGAAGCUGCAUCGUGGACUGUUGAAGAUUCACAAGGUGGCAAGAAAACAGUCUUUGAGAGACAUUUAGUAACAGAGACAUCAAGUGAAAGAAGUGAAAGCAAAGAAACAAUUGUUAUAACUAAACAAAUCACGCGCAUGUUAGACUCCGCUGAGCACAUCUCAGGCGAGACAGCUUCUUCCAUUCAACGACUUAGAGAGACUGUGCACUCGGAGAAAAUGAGGUUCUUUGACGAAGCUGAAAAAUGAAAUAGCUUGAUGUAAAUUGUGACUUAAGAUAUUAUCCCCAAAUGUCCAGGCUCAUUGGCCAGAUGGUUCUCAAUUUCACCGUCCAUCGUGGGACAUGGGAAA
Labrus mixtus (cuckoo wrasse) is the source of this 13401-nucleotide messenger RNA. RefSeq names its product neuroblast differentiation-associated protein AHNAK. Lineage: Eukaryota; Metazoa; Chordata; Actinopteri; Labriformes; Labridae. The transcript is spliced from 7 exons. The coding region runs from base 232 to 13299 and encodes 4355 amino acids. The record is from RefSeq and is a predicted model, not a curated record. Gene Ontology annotation, molecular function: protein binding. Gene Ontology annotation, biological process: peripheral nervous system myelin maintenance; regulation of RNA splicing. Gene Ontology annotation, cellular component: cytoplasm; nucleus.